Molecule: messenger RNA, 2381 nt
Organism: Macadamia integrifolia
Lineage: Eukaryota; Viridiplantae; Streptophyta; Magnoliopsida; Proteales; Proteaceae
Product: polygalacturonase-like
Exons: 9
Coding region: 638-2014 (458 amino acids)
Biological process (GO): anther dehiscence; fruit dehiscence; pectin catabolic process
Molecular function (GO): polygalacturonase activity
Source: RefSeq, a predicted model, not a curated record
AUAGAGAACUCUUUGUAAACACCAAUAGAUGUGAGGAAGAGAGCUUAUAACCCAUUUCUCCAAUAUUAAUAGUGAAGAUUGCUCUCAUAUCACAGCGGACAUAGGCAUCUUGUCGAGCCUUGUAUAUCCUUGCAUUGUAAUUAUGUGAAUUUCACUGUGCAUGAGACAUGGUUUCAUACAUUUGGGUUUUGAAUGUAUAAAUGUAUAUAAGCUUGCUUUCCAUAGCGGUUGCAUAUAUCCUCUGUACACAUGCAUGUGGGUGCAUGUAGAAUUUUUUUGGUGUACUUGUAGAUGUGUGCAUGAGAGAGAGAGAGAGAGAGAGAGGUUGGGGAUGUGGGAAAAAAGUGGGCAACCGGCCUAGAGAUUAUCCUUUCGUCUCAAUCUCUUGUAUCUCAUUCCAUACCUCAGAAACAUGGAGAAACAUGAUCCAAGGAGCCAUAGAUUAAGAAAUCUGUCUCUCUCACUCUCUCUCUCUGACAAACAUAACUACCAAGUAAUCUUCCCUUUCUUCCCUUUCUAUAACUAUAUAACCUCAUAAUGACAUGGUUUCACCACACCAUCCCUUCAACACUCUAAGCAAUUAAUCUUCCAUAUCUAUUGGAUUUUUUUUUUCUGUUUCUUACAAGUGAAGAUUACAAUGGGUCUACUAACACAACUACUUCCACUCUUUAUGUUGUUAUGUUCUUACUCCUGUUAUAGCAUUUUACAAGAGGAUCCAUUCUCUAAUUAUCUUGAUGAAGUUUCUGUUUACAACACCCUGGUCUAUCCUAAUUACCCUAAUUACUUUAGCACCGUCGACGAUAGAGAAGGCGAUUUCGAGUCCAUUUCGAAGAGCCUCAUGAACUAUAAAACUGAAAUUUCUACAUUGGAGCAGCUCGAUCAAGUGGGUAGUCUUGCAACUUCAGUUACAGUAGUUAAUGUAGAUGAUUAUGGAGCUAAAGGUGAUGGAAGAGAUGACACAGAGGCAUUUAAGAAUGCUUGGAAGGCAGCUUGUUCAUCUUCACCUUCUGUUCUUCUUGUGCCUCAGAACAAGAAUUAUCUUCUUAAGCCAAUUACGUUCUCUGGGCCUUGCAAAUCUGAUCUCACAUUGUUGAUCUAUGGAACAAUUGAAGCUUCAGAUGAUCAAGAAGACUACGAACAUGAUCGUCGAUACUGGCUGGUAUUUGAAAAUAUCAAACAUUUUAAGGUUGAGGGUGGUGGAACCAUCAAUGGAAAUGGAAAUAUAUGGUGGCAAAAUUCCUGCAAAGUCAACAAAGAGCUUCCUUGCAAUCCUGCCCCCACGGCCAUAACCUUUUUGGAAUGCAAAAACUUGCAAGUAAGAAACCUCAAUAUCAAAGACUCGCAACAAAUGCAUGUUGUGUUUCAGAAUUGCGUCAAUGUCCAUGCUUUCAAUCUCAUGAUAACUGCACCAGGAAACAGCCCUAACACAGAUGGGAUUCAUGUUACUGGGGCCAAAAACGUUCUGAUCAGGAACUGUGUCAUCAAAACAGGUGAUGACUGCAUCUCAAUUGUAAGUGGGUCUUCAAAGGUUCAUGCCACUGACAUAACCUGUGGGCCAGGUCAUGGGAUUAGCAUUGGAAGUUUGGGAGCUGGAAAUCAAGAAGCCCAUGUUUUAGAUGUGAAAGUUGAUAAAGCAAAACUUUAUGGAACCAUGAAUGGAGUCAGGAUCAAGACUUGGCAGGGAGGGUCUGGGAGUGCAAAGAAAAUCAAAUUUCAAAAUGUUUACAUGUACAAUGUCACAAAUCCUAUAAUCAUAGAUCAGAACUACUGUGAUCAAGAUGAACCUUGCAAGGAACAGUACUCAGCAGUGCAAGUACAGAAAGUGAUGUACAAGAAUAUUAAAGGGACAAGUGCUUCAGAGGUGGCCAUGAAAUUUGAUUGCAGCAAGACCUUUCCAUGUCUAGGGAUUUAUUUGGAAGAUAUUAGUCUGGUGAGAGAAGGAGGAACAUCUGCUGCCUCAUGUGAGAAUGUGAAAUGGACUCAAACAGGGAGUGUAUCCCCACUUUGUCCUUGAGAGGAAAGUGAAUUUGGUUUCUUUGCUAAGGUGAUUGAUUGUUCAAAGGGGUGAUGAUGUAGUAUACGUAAAAUACACAUUUGAAAGGAAUAGAGUGGACAAAGAAACAAUGAGGUAAGAUCAAAAGCCAAAAGUAAUUGGGUUUGGUUGGAUAAUACAUUGGAAAAGGAUGCCCGCCAUGCUUGUGUGAAGAUUCUAUUUCACACCCUCUCACAUUUCGUAUCAUGGAUUUCCAUAGUCUCUCUCCACGCAUUAAAUGCCCCUAUGAAUCGUGUUUUUCACGAUGCCUAUUGGUGGAAAACUGUACUCUCAUGUCGUGAAAAACCUCUCUUCGUAAUACAUAAAUAACAUUUUGGAAUUAUGACAA